AUGGCCAAACCUGAGCCGAGUAGUGGGAAACAGCAUAUUAGCGAGAAGCCUGUGACCCUCAAUAACUGGUACCAGCAUGUCAACUGGGUCAACACAACUCUGAUCCUGAUCGUGCCCGUCGGUGGCCUCGUGGCUGCAUUUUAUACACCGCUGAGGGCAAUCACUGCUGCUUGGGCAUUUGUCUACUACUUCUGGACAGGACUGGGUGUGACUGCCGGCUACCAUCGUCUAUGGGCACACAGAUCGUACGAAGCUUGUCUUCCAAUUCGAAUCUUCCUCGCAUGUGCCGGCGGUGGGGCUGUCCAGGGCUCAAUCCGGUGGUGGAGCAGUAAACACAGGGCACACCACCGAUGGACCGACACAGUCAAGGACCCAUAUAGUGUCAUGAAGGGUCUUUGGUAUUCACAUUUCAUGUGGAUGGUUCUGAAUCAGAACCCAAAACACCGUGGUAGGACCGAUAUUUCAGACUUGAAUGAGGAUCCCGUCGUCGUCUGGCAGCACAGGAACUAUGGAUCCGUCAUCUUGGUGUUCGGCAUGUUGUUCCCUAUGCUCGUUGCUGGCCUGGGAUGGGGUGAUUGGAAGGGGGGUCUUGUCUAUGCUGGAAUUCUUCGGUUUUCAUUCGUGCAGCAAGCCACAUUCUGUGUCAAUUCUCUCGCUCAUUGGUUGGGUGAGCAGCCAUUCGAUGACAGGAACUCACCUCGUGAUCACGUUGUUACUGCUUUGAUAACUCUCGGUGAAGGUUACCACAACUUCCACCACGAGUUCCCCUCUGACUACCGCAACGCUAUUGAAUGGUGGCAGUACGAUCCGACGAAGUGGUCAAUCUGGGUGUGGAAACAGCUUGGUCUGGCUACCAAUCUCAAGCAGUUCCGAGCCAACGAAAUUGAAAAGGGCCGUGUGCAACAACUACAGAAGAAGCUCGACCAGAAGCGUUCCAAACUAGAUUGGGGUGUUCCCCUGGACCAGCUGCCUGUUGUGGACUGGGAUGAUUUCAUUGCAGAGGCUCAGAGUGGCAAGGCUCUGGUUGCCAUUGCUGGUGUUGUUCACGAUGUGAGCACAUUUAUCACGGAGCACCCUGGUGGUAAAACGCUCAUUUCAUCGGCGAUCGGGAAGGACGCUACUGCCAUUUUCAACGGUGGUGUCUACACUCACUCCAACGCCGCCCACAACCUCCUUUCUUCAAUGAGAGUUGGGGUGAUUCGCGGUGGUGGUGAGGUGGAGAUUUGGCGUCACCAAAACUACCAAAAAGGUGUUUAUGUUUAA
Penicillium digitatum Pd1 is the source of this 1263-nucleotide messenger RNA. The record is from RefSeq and is a predicted model, not a curated record. NCBI's taxonomy places the organism in Eukaryota, Fungi, Ascomycota, Eurotiomycetes, Eurotiales, Aspergillaceae.